Vanessa atalanta (red admiral) is the source of this 1899-nucleotide messenger RNA. RefSeq lists its product as uncharacterized. The coding region runs from base 54 to 1352 and encodes 432 amino acids. The record is from RefSeq and is a predicted model, not a curated record. NCBI's taxonomy places the organism in Eukaryota, Metazoa, Arthropoda, Insecta, Lepidoptera, Nymphalidae. The transcript has 5 exons.
CCGCCGUUCCGAGUGCACGCCGCGCCGCGCACGCACACCACGCACCCGUCGCCAUGAUGCGGCGCGGUUCAAUGGCCAUCGCCGGCGGCGGCGAGCCCUUGAUCGUGGUGGAGGAGAGUGGGGCUGAAGAUGCUGAAUCUUACCGGUCCCCCGUACCUAUCCGUGGGUUCUCUGAGGACCAAGAGUCUCCACCAGAUCCAUACCACCUGUCGCCGUGGCGUGAAACUCGCAAGCACUCUCUUCCAACGCCAUCAUGCACGUCUGGACCUACUGCUAGUCAGGUACGACGAUUAUCGGAGCGUGGAGAGGGUGUAGCGCGUGAAGCCCGUGAAGCAGCAUUCUUGGCCACUUUAAGCCAAGCUCCGCCCCAGCCUGGAGGCCGAAGACAUUCCGUUGUGACAAUAUCGAGAGUGCCUCAGGCGCUCUUCGGACGAGGUCGUCGUGAAUCAAUUGCGGCUUUCCCUGCUCUUUCCCGUCGUCGUGACUCGGGUGCGAAAAAAUGUCCACCAGCUACUGACAAUCUGGGAAGUACGCACAACCUUCAACUGGAUAUAAUGGACGAUAUCGUUCAAGCUCGCAAAGUACGAAUGCGUCUCUGGAAUACGUCAAACGAAAGAGUUUGUGAAGUUCAACCUCUCGAUGAACGAUCUCCCAUAAGUAGUUCCGUCAGAUACACGAAAAGUGGACGUCGACACUCAGAUUUCAUUGGGUCACCAUUGCCACCCAUUCCAGCGCGUCGUCGUGCUUCAGAAAUGCCUCCACCUAUACCUCCGCGGGCUGGAGCAGGCGUUGUUUGCACUGAUACAGAUCUCAAACUUAUGUUAAAUGCACUGACUUCUUCUGCUACAGAGAUAGAUCGAUGCGGUAAGCCUGACCGCAAUAGACGACUGGCUGAUAUGCGCUCUAGCAGUUUUGAUGCAUCGACAUUACGUGAAAAACUAUCAGAAUCGGGAACGACUUGGUUUACUCGACGACAUCAAACACUUGCAACUAAGAAGAAAGAAAAUGAGAUAAAGAAACCAAGAGUGACAUUCGCACCAGAUGCUAAACCAGCAACAGGAGACGCAGCUGCUGUAGUAUGGGACAAGCCAUCGGGCUCAGUAGUGGACGCAAGCGCACUCGGAAGCGCUAUUGAAGUUUUCCUACGUAGUGGCAAUACUGUCAAUCCCGGACCAUCGACAUCCGGUAUAUCAGUGCCACAAGUAACUAAACCGAAACCCGAAAAUGAAGCACGACCGAGCACGAGCCGAGCGGGACGUAGUGAAGGUGAACGCUGGUUCAUAAACAGAUCAGAAGAAGAAGAGGGCUGCGAUGCUUCUUUAUGCUCAUCGCUGAAAGAUCUUUUUGUGUAAACAAAGAAGAAAUAUUGAAAAUUCUUACACAUAAUACCUAUUUGUCAAGUACUGAAUUAUUUCUCGGGCGGCAAGUGAGGACAACUCGAGGUUCCUCACCGUCGCCCUCGAUGUACCUUACUUUAUAAAUCUUUCAAUGUGAUAGACUGCACGCUGGAUGCCAGCGCCGGUCGUCCCGAGUCGACUCACGACCGACGCUUGCUCUGCGUUCAAUUAUUUUUAGAGUAAAUUCUAUUUUCAUUGUAAAAUUUUUGAUAUUAGCAAUCAAAUUAUUAGACUUAUCGUUAGUUAGAAAAUUGUAAGUAUUUGUAAUGAACGGACGCGCACUUUCCACGUCGCGCUCACGGCGACUUCCCACCGCGUGCUCCGGACCCUACCCCGUCUCGUUGUCGACAGUCUAUGUCUUGUAAUCAAAUGUUAACCAUUAAAAAAUUUAACUUUAUCAUUGUAUAGCAGAUAAUUUAAAAAGAUGUCGCGUCGGGAGAAACGUACGCUUAAAAGACGAAUAUGACUUUCGUCAUUUAUGAAUAAAGUUUUUAUCGAUGUU